UACACCACACACAGCAGGGUGGUACCAAUCUCCGACAGCCUCCUCCGUAGAUCGCGGCGAAAAACCAACCGCCGUGUGCCGUGUGCCCGCCCCCGGAGGCAGUUCCUCACCACUUACAGCACUUCUCACCCACGCACCACACGGUUAUCAUGCUGGAGAAGGGCAAACAAUACAAAGACGCGAAAGCCUUGAAGGUACAUGUGGCGGCCCUGUUCGCGGGAGCUGGCCGUAGCUUUCAUUCCGGUAACGGAGGCGGCAGACAAAAGAAGCAUAUCUGCAAUGGCGCCAAAGGAAGAUGUCUGGCUGAAGUGCGCGCCUGCAAGCAGAGGUCGGGAGAGUUCAAGGUGACGUUCAUCAUCCCGGACCACAAUGACUGCUCUGGCGGCAAGGUCGGAGCGAGAUCGGCUGCGCUCGAGGGUUUCGCCAGUGCUGCCAUGGUCAGCAACCCGACCGUGAAGGGCACGGACCUGAAAAGGAGCCUAGAGCAGCAGACCGGGCUCAAAGUCAGCUACAGCGCGGCGUCACGCCUGAAGGUCGCGGCUACAAGGGCGUCGAAGGAGCAACUGGAGCACGGGUACCGCAUCAUGACCUCUUACUGCAAGGAACUGGUGAAGGACUGCCCGGGAUCGAUUGCGGUGGUGCAGAGGGAGACUACCGGCAGGUUCCGUAGUCUUUUCUUCAUGCUCGGGCGUGCUGCGUACGCUGCGGUGCGAAGCCCGAUCAAGGUCGUGGGAAUGGAUGGGGCACACCUCAAGGGAAAGUGGAACGGUCAGAUGCUGACGUUGACGUGCAAGGACGCCAACAACGAGAACAUCCACGUCGCGACGGCGAUCGGACCGGUCGAGAACACCGACCUCUACAAAACUUUGAUCAGAGGUUGCAAGAAGAACCCGAAAAUGAGGGACUUUCUGGAAGACUCCAAGACAACCUUCUACACCGACCAGCACAAGGGGGGGAAAUGUGCGUUGGAGGGCGAGGCUCCGCUGGCGCAGCACCGGAACUGCUGUUGAUGCACUCGCCGAUGCGCUGCGACUCCCUUGGGUGCAAUGUCAACACAUGGGUAUUCUUCGCCUCCAGAGCUCCCACGAAGAAACAGUGCGAGGACAUCCUGAAACACCACGUUCUACCGAGCAAGCCUGUGGCCUAUGCCCAGAUCAUGAACCUCUGGAAGAGGUCUGAGUGGGCUCACUCUGGUGCGCCCCCCGACACCGCCAUCCAAGACGUUGUCACGAACAACAUUUCGAAGCAAACCAACUCGUCGAUUGGUGUCGAGGUUAGGAAGCUACCGCCAUUCGAGAUGAUGAGGAGCAUACUCGCUGAUACCGCCAAGAAGUUCGCCCACCGUGCCACCCUCGGCAAUGGAGCAUGGACUCCCUAUGCUGCCGCGACGUUCGAAGACCAAAGGAAGAAGUCCGCCGGACUCAUCGCCUCCCCCACGGGCAACCAGUUCUACACGGUCGAGAACACCAAUCUCGCCACCCUCAACACCCGCGGCAACAGGGUCCUGCUGAGGUGGGGCGAGCCGGGGCAGAAGACAGAGUGGUCCUGCACAUGCGGGUUCCCCGCGAGGUUCCACAUCCCUUGCUGCGACGUCAUCGCCUUGGCUAGAUCGGAGGACAAGAUGGACGCUGUCAUGGCCCUGAUACAUCCGGCCUAUCGCCUACAAUACCACCGUCGGACCUACGGCGACGACGCGUACCAGGUCAUGCUGCCUGUGCCGUCCACGCUGGAGGAAGAUGACACGCUCCUACCUCCUUUCUGGGUGGCUGGUCAGGCUGGCGCUCCGAAAAAAAAUCCGGGCCGAAGAAGUACAAGAGGAUCCCUGGGCGCGGGGACAAGAACGCGUCGUCGUCGUUCAACAGGCGAGUUUCUGAACUCGGCCCGACUGCAUCCGGAAGCACGGCGGCCCCCUCUCUGUCGCAGGGGGGUGCCACGGCGGCUCCCUCUCUAGGAGUGCCACGGCGGCUCCCUCUUCGUCACAGGGGGGGCGUGCGGGCGGAUCGGUCAUUGUCGGGGGGAUGGUGAUCAACUUGGCACGCUGAGUGCCGGCCGCCGAAUGACGAUGUGUGUGUUGCCGUUUUUGUCCGUGUCACGUACUCCGCGAUGUUUUCUUUCUUUUCUUUUCGUGCCAACCCUGUCCAGUGAAGAAUCGGGGAUCGCGGGCCUUGACACUCGUCUACCCAACGACCAAAUGGGUGAUGACGAUAGUGAAUAAUGGUGGGCAGGGAGGUUUUAUUUCUUUUGCGCUUUCGUCUUUCUUUCGCUGUCGUGUUCCCUGCGGUAUGUUGGCUAAGUUUGGCAUGCAUGGCGUACGAAAAUGUGCUGACCCUUCCGCUUUGAUUGUGCAUCAUUGAUUUGGAUUGUGCAUCGUUGAUUUGGAGCACACACCCUCUGCUGAGUAGGAACGUCCGGGUACACGUUGCUGCUACGCAAGGGAAAUAAACGAGCGUGUCGUGUUGAUAUGUAGAUGCUGGAAGAGGCCCCUUAAUUUUGGUGUGGCAUUCGAGGUCCUUUUGGAGUCCUUUUGAGGGGGGGGUGAGGGGGGCGGGGCGGCCACCGCGUUCCUUUGAGAGAGACGCGUGUUCUCAAGACCAUUUCUUGUUUAUUUCCGACUUUUUUCUCUCUCUCUCUCAUGAUUCGCAUGUUUUUGGGAAAACCGACGCGCAAGUGUUGAAUCGAGACGAAGUAAUGACUGCUGUGUUGCCACAACGCCAAGUUCAUACGAUGUAUGACUGAAAACCUAGUCUGCUAAGGUCAUCCAUGCAUGAUGGGUCCUUUUCGGAGGAUUCCUGAGAGAGGAACACGUGAACGCAGCAUGCGUCAAACACCUUGUCUGUAUGGACUCUUUA
Messenger RNA from Ectocarpus sp. CCAP 1310/34, 2849 nucleotides. NCBI's taxonomy places the organism in Eukaryota, Phaeophyceae, Ectocarpales, Ectocarpaceae. The record is from the annotation of a GenBank genome assembly.